This is a messenger RNA of Nomia melanderi (Alkali bee), 2121 nucleotides long. RefSeq names its product neurotrimin. NCBI's taxonomy places the organism in Eukaryota, Metazoa, Arthropoda, Insecta, Hymenoptera, Halictidae. The record is from RefSeq and is a predicted model, not a curated record. Gene Ontology annotation, cellular component: axon; plasma membrane; neuronal cell body. Gene Ontology annotation, molecular function: axon guidance receptor activity; protein binding. Gene Ontology annotation, biological process: homophilic cell-cell adhesion; synapse organization.
GGACACGAUCACCAUCUUAAGCCAAGAUCAGUGUCUCGUGAAAAGUCGAAGGGUUCACGCGUGCCACGCAACGAGUCCGAGUCCCGUGUCCACUCUUUCUGCUUCGCUUCGCGGCUCGAGGGUGGUGCAACGUGUACAUAUGUUUCUUUGAAAUGGUGCUCCUCGAUCGCAUUCUUUUCGUCCUCGUUAUUGCAGGUAGCCAGGCGGCUGUAAACAAUGGCUUCAAAAGUUACCCGACGACGGUGAAGACGUUCGAGAGUGAUACGGUGCUACUUCCGUGUUACGUCGAGGAUCUCGAUAACGUGCAGACCAGGGUCAGAUGGUGGAGGGACGGCAUCCUUUUGGCCGACAGCGGCGAGCCACGACACGUCCCGCCCGACAGAGUUAAAAUGUACUCGAACAGGAGCCUGGAGGUUUCUCAGGUGAAACGGAACGAUACCGGCGAGUACGUGUGCCAGGCGUCCCGACCGGCUCCCUGGGGACACGCGACGCAAGUGCACGAGAUCGAAGUGAUGUAUCCCCCGAGCGUCCAUCCAGUGCCAAAGUCCGGCAAACUGGAAGUUAAUCUAGGAGAUGAGGUGAAAAUGGCGUGCGAGGCGGAAGGUGUUCCACUGCCUACCAUAUCCUGGAGGAACAAGGACGGUGAGAUACCGUUCGUUUACGACAGGUCGCAGCUGCGUUUCCACGCGGAGAAUUCCAGCGUCGCCGGUCGUUACACUUGCGUCGCGAACAACGACGUCGGCGAUCCAGCCACGGCAACUAUAGACCUCUACGUCAGAUACAAGCCCAGAAUCGAGAAGACGAAGACUUGGAUGAACGCACCGCCCGGUGUACGCGUGCAGUUGCAUUGCGGGGUGUCUGCUUGGCCGGAGGCGACGGUGGAGUGGUACUUCAACAACAGAAGCGUGAAGUACUCGUCGAGAAUCGUGAAGCAUAACUCGUGCGGCGAUCACAGUUUAGUGAUCAGGAACGUCAGGACGACGGAUUACGGUUUCUACAUGUGCAGGGCUUCUAAUUCCUUGGGAAUCACCGAGGCGGCGAUCGAAUUAUCGGGUAUCCCGAACCCGGCCGCCUUCAAAAAGAGUCACGGCCUGUCAAAGACCUCGUACAAUUUCGUCUGGGAAGUCUACAGUUACAGUCCCAUCAUCCAGUGCGAGUUCAAGUUUCGGAAAUGUAAGAAUGGCGUCGGUGGCCAAUGGCACACGUUGUACAUACCAAAUGGCAACGACGACAACAGUUACGUUCACACUUAUUCGUUCACCCUAACGGGGCUGGAAGAGGCAUCGCACUAUGAAGCGGUUGUCUCGUCGAAGAAUCGUUACGGGUGGAGCAAACCCUCGGAAAUAAUGCGAUUCGCGACGGAAGGUGCUUCCGACGAGGACAACUAUGUGACCAACUCGAUACAGGAGGACAAGAUCGUACCAGAAGUACAAUUUGCAUCGAUGUCGCAGCACUCGACCUUAAGCGCUAACGGAAGCGGAUCGAACUUGAACCGGAGAGAAAUGAUGAUGAUGAUUCCUGUAUUAUAUAUUCUUAGCGUGAAUUUUUAAAAUUGUCAAUUUUUCUUUUUUGUAUAGAAUAUGUCCGUGUUCGGUGAUUUACUGUAGUAAGCGUACAAGCGAAAGGAGAUUAUUGGAAGAAAAAUGAUUCGUGUCCUACAUUAGGAUAAACUUUCGUAAGAUAAGAUUGACGAGCUUUAAAAUUGUACAUAAAUUUGAACCUAUAUAUUUCGCACAUUAUAAUUCCAUUACGACUACUCGAGGUUGCUUUUCUUCUUUAUUUUUAAGGGAUUACGAUUAAUGUUGUAUUUCGGUUUAAUUCUCGCCUCGACCAUCCAAAUAUAUAUACCGACAAAACCAGCAAAUGAUACCAAUUGUAGAAUUUAAGAAACAUUAAGUAAUUUCCUAGCAAUGCAAAGAUUUAAAAAUAAAACGUAGCGUAAGUCUUAAUAAAACAUAGAUGUUGCGAGUAGUUUUAUUUAUACGCGAUGAUGAGAAAGAUUUAAUUGAAUCGUUUGACUCGUAUCUGUUAACUUUUAUUUUAUCAAUUUUCGAUGAUGUAUUCGUAUAUAUUGAAGUUGUAUUUACUUUCGAACAAAUUACUGAAUAAACGUGUAAUUAU